Molecule: messenger RNA, 1344 nt
Organism: Pomacea canaliculata
Lineage: Eukaryota; Metazoa; Mollusca; Gastropoda; Architaenioglossa; Ampullariidae
Exons: 8
Coding region: 308-1255 (315 amino acids)
Molecular function (GO): metallopeptidase activity
Source: RefSeq, a predicted model, not a curated record
UUCAUCGUCACCAAAGUACAGGCUUACAUGCAGGCCAACAAUAACUCCCUUUCUUUGAUCUGGACCACAUCGUAAAGUGGCUUUCUGAAGCUAUCUGACGACGAGUCCAGAGUCUACGGAGCAGAUUAACAUGCUCGAUGUUUUUGCAUGCUGGAACUUAACUGACGCAAGGUCUGGGGUUACAAGAGGCCAUCAAGUUUGUAUUUUUGGGGCUUGGUACGAGGUCUGAAAGUGCGCUGCUGAUAGCGCAAGAUAAUAAGGCAGACGGUCACACCCUUUGAGACCCACUGUCUGUGGACCAUCGAGAAUGGCGCGCAUGUCUAUAGGUCUUCUGCUGGUGCUGAGCAUCACUGAAUUUGUUCUGGCUCGGCCUCCAGCUGGAACCAUCACCUUGUCCACUGCUCCACUAAGCUUUGAAGACCGAGUUAGGCUGCAAAGCUUGGCUUCUCCAAGAUCGAAUCUUCCAGCCAACUUCAAACUCCUGUACGUGGCCCAAGAUGGCCGGACGGUGGAGGGGCAAAAACCUUCCACUGGAUAUUGGAUUGAAGUUAGUGGCAGCCCUGGGGCAAGCAAGGCUGCUGUCUAUCAGGCCGCGAGGGAGAUAAGCAGCAUGCUGAGACACGCGCCAGCACACAUCUUCAACAACCUCGCCAACCACCCGAACACCGGGGUGGGUGUUUUCUCCAGUGCAGAGAAGAUUGUGGUCUACCCAGAGUAUCAGUAUCUAGCGGACUACCCGGCCUGUUAUGGUCGCUGCGAUGGCAGCUGUAGCCAGACGUGUACUUUUGACGGCCGCAAGUACGAGACUCUGGCCGGAGUUGGAGGUGAUCGGGCUUUGGUUUCGGAGGAAAACGUCAUGUGCACGGCUACUGACCCGUACUACCAUAGGGACAACAUUGUCGUUCACGAGUUUGCCCACACGCUGGAGAGAAUAGGGCUGAAUGCCAACGAAAAAGCACAGGUCAUACAAGCUUACAACAAUGCUAGAAGCCGCAGUUUGUGGGUGCUCAGCUCCUACGCCAUGACCAGCCACGAGGAGUACUUUGCUGAAGCCACUGGAUCCUUCUUCCGGGUCAACUUGCAGGACUCUUCCGGGGGCAUGACAGCGUGUAGCGGUGGGGAAUGCAGGACUGAAGAAGAGGUGCGAAGGUUGAUGAGCAGCCACGAUCCUCAGCUGUACAACAUCCUGAGCAACGUGUACUAUAGUGGCAAUCCUGUUUCUCCCAGUGGAGUCACCAUCUGCCCGAGGCAAUGAACCGUGAAGACUGUUUCUCAACACAGUUAUAUCCCUUAGCAAAGGCUUAAUCGUUCAUACUAGAAGAGUAAACACGUACACACCAAUAA